UUGGAACCAAAUCGAGUCUUCCUCGCUUCCUAGACUCUGCUUAUCAACUAAGCUAUUGCAGGCACAUAUUCAAAGUUCAACGGUGACCGCGAUAUAAUCUCACUAUCUUCAAUCGAAUCCCCAGCCCCUCCUAAGAUAAUCUCUGUCAAAUUCUGAAGAAAUUCGACAUCAAAUAGCCUUCGAGAUCAAGAAGCAAAGCAUCAACAAUGUCGUGCAAUUCAAUUAAUGGGGAAUUCCCCGAUAUUUGGGACUGGAUUUCUACACUGCCGGCGGCCUCGGAUUGGAAAAGGAAUGACAAAUCCUUCAAACUCUGCAGCGGUUCUCAGGCCUCCUUACUCUUUUCUGCCAUUAAAAAGCAUGGUUCUCAAGCCCGAGAGGAGCAAAUUAUUUUCUCACUGCUUGCAGAUUUCCAAUUUUCCAUUCCCUUAUGGACAUCCGAGCCAUGUAGGCUUCAACCUAGAGAGAAGGCCAUGUUUGAUCUUUUCCUGAACUUUAUAGGGGGCAUCUUGCUCUACAGUCCACAUAAAUGGGCGCCUCGACUGGAAAGCCAUAUAGACCAGGCGAUGGUUAUACGAUCGAAGCAUUCCAAGGGCAUGUUCAAGUGUGUAUUUUUGGCCCUGGCGCUGUGCGUUUGCUUUUACGAGGCGCCAGGGGAUAUUAGAUCAUGCUGUGUGGAAGUGGUAGAGCGAGAAUUGGAGAAAGAGGUUAAAAAUGGGGAUUACUGGAAGGCGGUGCUUGAGGUAGUUGGAAGCAAAAUUGAAGAGCAGGUGAUGAGAUCCAUGGCCCUGCUCAUAACCAACAGGAUUUUCCGAGCAUCCAAAGAAUCUAAGAAUUCCGAAUGGGAUAGAAGCCAAAUUAUGCGCAUUCCGUUGCCCUGUUCUUACAGUACCUCCACUAAAGGCCUCUGGCAGGUUAGGGUUUACUCGCCUAUUUUAGGCAUGAAACCUUUGGAUAAACAUCAUAGUUCCAAAGACGAUAGACUGGCCGUCGCUUUAAGUUACCUUCAUGUCGAGGCGGUUCUGCAGCUCAGCUAUGAUCUGAACUUCACUCCCGACUGGAUCGAGGUUCGUGUGAAGGUGGACAAUAUAAGAUGCGAUGUUGUUCCUCUGGUAUCAGAAGAGGAAAUGGAGGAGGAAAGCGGGCUUCCAGAGGAGAAACAUUUUCCUUCCACAGUCUCAAUCGAGUUGGCCCCUGAGAAAGAAUCGAAGCUUCUGGCGGUAUCGUUGAAUAUGUCGUCUGGAAACCCUUCUUACGAGAUGAGCAGUGAAAGAAGCGCGGAGACCGGGUUCGAACCCCCGGGCAUCUACGGUGGAGUAAGAUUUACAGGCACGGAAGGAUUGACGGUGAGCAUGAAAGCUUGGAAGAUGGAGCAGUCUGUUGAUGGGAGUCAGGGGAUCUUCGACUGGGCUCUCUAUGACACUCUCACCACUAAAAAGGUGUCCUCUUCCAGGCCCUCCAAGAUGGAAUGGAUGCAGCCCAAGGCCUGGUUUAAGGACAGAUAUUCUUCUGCUUUCAGCCCUUUCACCAGGCAAGGUGGGGUUGUGUUUGCUGGGGAUGCGUAUUCCGAAGGCAUAAGUUGGAAGGUGAAAACUGAAAUGGAAGGGAAGAUAAUGAGAUGGGAAGUGGGAGGAAGCAUCUGUGUUACUUAUUGGCCUAACAAGUACAGAACUUUCUUCUGUGAAACCAGGCAGCUGGAUUUCUGUGAGCCUGUUGAUCUCCCUCUCAUACGCAGCGGCAAGUAAUAUUUGUCUCAGAGUACGUAUCUGUUUGUUUUUAUACAGACCUGUUCGUCGUCCUUUGGCUUUGGAGGACGUGGGAGCGAGCAUAUUAUUGUCAAUAAUUUUAAGGAAAGCUGUAAAAUAAUCUAAAAAUAAAUGGUUACAAAUUUUUAUUGAACAUGUAAAUUUAGUGAUAUAGCAGAUAUAUUUGUGCUUGAGUAUAAAUUCAAGUUGUUGUCUGUUCUAUUGUACAAUGGAUUUGUACAUAUUUAUGUAUACAAUAUUUCUAAUAUCAAAAGAUGUAUUAGUUUUUUA
This is a messenger RNA of Cryptomeria japonica (Japanese cedar), 2033 nucleotides long. RefSeq lists its product as uncharacterized. NCBI's taxonomy places the organism in Eukaryota, Viridiplantae, Streptophyta, Pinopsida, Cupressales, Cupressaceae. The transcript has 2 exons. The record is from RefSeq and is a predicted model, not a curated record. The coding region runs from base 207 to 1742 and encodes 511 amino acids.